Molecule: messenger RNA, 477 nt
Organism: Acanthosepion pharaonis
Lineage: Eukaryota; Metazoa; Mollusca; Cephalopoda; Sepiida; Sepiidae
Source: the annotation of a GenBank genome assembly
AUGUAUCUAUCUUCAUAUUUGUUCUAUCUAUCUAUCUAUCUAUCUAUCUAUCUAUCUAUCUAUCUAUCUCAGUCUGUUACUGAUUUAUCUAUCUAUCUCAGUCUGUUACUGAUCUAUCUAUCUCAGUCUGUUACUGACCUAUCUAUCUAUCUAUCUAUCUAUCUAUCUCAGUCUGUUACUGAUCUAUCUAUCUCAUCAGUCCGUAUCUAUCUAUCUCUAUAUCUAUCUAUCUAUCUAUCUAUCUAUCUAUCUAUCUAUCUAUCUAUCUAUCUCAGUAAGUUCAUAUCUAUGUAUUUAUCUAUCUAUCUAUCUAUGAGACGGAGAGAAAGAAAGAAAGAAAGAAAGAAAGAAAGAGAUAUAUUUACUAAUGUUGCUUUAUUUUUAUUGCUGGUAAUAUUUUCUUAUCUAUCUAUCUAUCUAUCUAUCUAUCUAUCUAUCUAUCUAUCUCAGUCGCCUUAUUUGGUCGAGGUGUCUUAA